AUGUUGUCAUUGGAACAGCAGGAGAACGCGAUCUCUAAUGAAAAGGGAGGCUACUUCUUCUGGGACUCCUUUAUCAAGGGCCGGACAACCAAUUCUACCUACACACCAAUUGAAGACUGGACAACGCAACAAACCGAAGAGAUGCAACAGGUUUUUCAGGACGAUUUCAAUCGCUGGGAGAGCACAUCACGUCUCGCUGAAUCUCAAGGAAAGUUAUUCUUUGCAAAGGAACAUAUCCAGUGGUUCGCAGAUCCCGCUGCCAUUAGCGAUUACCUUUCACAUGGCGAAAGUCACACUCCGUCCCCGGUCAACAUCAAGAUUCCCACUUCGUACGGCACGCCCCAAGAGUUUUCGCCCAACAACCUUACAAUAUUUCCCGACCACUACUUGGAGACCUGGAGGCUGACCUUUCUAAUUCGUCACCCGGCUUUGGCAUUCCCGUCGUUCUAUCGAGCGAUGAGAGAGCUGGAAAAGGAAGAAUUUGCCCAGCCGCAUGAAAUGCAGCCGUUAAUGGAACUGAAUGCUACUUUGCGAUGGACUAGACUUCUUUACGACUGGUGCCGCCAGCAUCAAGGGCAGUCGAACACAGGCUGUGCCAGGGAUACUCGGUACCCCUUGGUACUGGAUGCUCAGGACAUUAUACAUCACCCUGAUAUUCUCGCCAGGUAUUGCAAGCUUAUAGGGCUUAACCCUAUCUAUCUAAGAUCGGAAUGGAAUGUCUCAAAUCAGAAGGUGGAAAAUGGAAGCAUGGAAAAGACGAGCCACAGAAGUCCUGAGAAGGUGAUGAAGUCCACGCUGGAAAAUUCAUCUCAUGUCUUGAAGAACAGAACGCCCAUUAUCGUCGACAUUGAGGUUGAGAGGAAGGGUUGGGAUCAGGAGUUCGGGGUAGAUUUCGGCGAGCAGAUGGAAAAAUGGGUGAGGGAGGCAAUGCCGGAUUAUAAUUAUCUUAGAGCGAGAAGGCUACGAGUGGGAGAUACGUGA
Messenger RNA from Aspergillus nomiae NRRL 13137, 981 nucleotides. RefSeq lists its product as uncharacterized. NCBI's taxonomy places the organism in Eukaryota, Fungi, Ascomycota, Eurotiomycetes, Eurotiales, Aspergillaceae. Bases 1 to 981 code for a protein of 326 amino acids. The transcript has a single exon. The record is from RefSeq and is a predicted model, not a curated record.